AUUUAAUAUCAAUCAAUUAUCAUGUUGCGUCUCUCUUCUAAGAGUUAGGUUUUUAAUUAAUUUAAUAUCAACCAAUUACCAUGUUGCAUCUCUCUUAUAAGAGUUAGGUUUUUAUCUUGUCGUUGACAAGUUCUCUCUUCUCUGGUUUCUUUUCUUAAGGUUUUUUGUUGGAGGAUGACAAUAUUUCUGCGGACAUGGCCAACCUCUCGGUGAAUAGCAACAUUCCGGGUGUGGCAACCUCUAGCUUCUCUCCAGCGGCCAACGUUAGGCAUGAUGGUGAAGGAUUCAAUGAUGGUUUGUACGUGUUCCAGUUCUUUCAUGAGAUUGAUCUGAAUAGAGUGUUGGAUAUGUGUCCUUGGACCUUCAAUAACCAUAUUCUCCUCUUAGAACGGGUGGCCAGGUAUAAACACCCUAUUGAUGUGCCGUUAUUUCAUAUUUAACUUUGGGUGCAAGUACAUGGUUUGCAGGUGCUUUUAUGUCUGAGAAAGUGGCGAAGAGGAUUGGCAAUGAAAUUGGUGAAUAUUUUCAAGCGAAUCCCAACAAUUUCACAAGCAUCUGGUGCUCUUAUAUGCGGAUCCGAAUUCGUCAUCAUGUUAGGGUACCACUACAUAAAGAUUUUGCCAGCACGUGGUUCAAGUGACAGAGACACUGGUGCAGUGAACAUGUAUGGUCCUGAACUUCGAGCGAUGCCCCGCCGUGCCCAGAAAAACGUUGGUGCUAAAUGGCUGCAGGAGGAGCCAUCGAAGGAGGAGGAGAUGGCAGCAGCUUUUAGUGGACAAGCUUGGAUUGGAAAUUCCUUCUUUUUCGAUCCUAAGAAUGCGGCUAAUUCAGUUUCAAAAUGAGGUAUUAGGGGAGAUUUUGGUGGAAAUCGUGGUACCACUCCUUAUGGCAAUUCAAAUUUAAAUUUUGAUUUACUUAAGGAUGGUUAUGAAGGAAUGAUUAUUCUGGACCUUAAGAGGCGUAAAAUGGCCUAAGAGCAAGUUUUGGUCCUUGUGAAAGAGGGGGGCCUUGUAGAAGCUGAUGUUAAUGAUCCAAAAAACUUGAUAUUGACGGGUACUUUGUCUCAGGCCCGCCGGAAGAAAUGAGUUACCUGAGCUGGAACUAUCGUGGGCUGGGCAACCCACGAAUAGUGUUGACUCUGCAGGAUAUUGUUAGAGAUAAGCGGCCAUCUUUUCUUUUCCUUGUUAAAACUUUAUGUUCUAGCAUUAAAAUAAAUGAAAUAAAAUCCAUUUUGGGCUA
Messenger RNA from Jatropha curcas, 1239 nucleotides. Lineage: Eukaryota; Viridiplantae; Streptophyta; Magnoliopsida; Malpighiales; Euphorbiaceae. The record is from RefSeq and is a predicted model, not a curated record.